AUUAUGACAGCACUGCAGCGCCCAAGGGCCUUUGCGUGACCCGCGCCAUUUUGUCGGCGGUACAUCGUAAUACUUGGUCGCUCCCGUCGCGUUAUUGACUGGCGCGCCCUGCCAGUGGGCGUGGACAUAGCUUUGAAGUGCAUGUAUGCAGCUGUGCAGGCAGCGCCGGGGGCAGGGCAAGGCGAGCCGAAAUUGCUCCAGGACUAGCGUCCCAUGACAAUUUCAACACUCAUUCGCCCAACCCGGCCCAGCCAGCCAUAGCUAGCUUCCACGUAUGACCUUUCUGCCGAUGUUUAUGCUGGCUGCUUGACGCCAGCGAAUUUAGGCACUAGGUCGCCAAUCAAGGAAAAGUUUAGGGGAAAUCGCUAGGAUGAACCGGCUGGGCGCUCUGUCUGGCCUGCUUGCGAGGGCUGCUCGCACCUGUAGCCGUCGCUGGGCGACCGCAGCGUCUGGCGUUCCCGCUGAGCUGUCGGCUGUGGGCAUCGUUGGCCAGGAGUUCGCUGCCCAGGCGCGCAGCCUCCAUACCAGCUUGACAACAUGCCAGGGCGCUCCCGCUGAGGCCAAGCCCUCCGCUCUGUCGGCUGAGCCGCCCCGGAAGUACCGUCCGCUGGGCGACAAGGAGCUGUGGCACGAAGCAUGGAUGUACGAGGAUAAGUUCGGCACUGAGGAGGACCCCAUCAUCGUGCCCUCGCUAGAGGCGGAGCGCAUCAUCGGUGUCACGGACCCCGAGGACGAGACCCUGGUGGUCUGGGGCAUCCUUAAGGACGGCGAGCCCCCGCGCCAGUUUGUGGAGAACGGCGAGUUCUAUGUGCUCAAACACGUUGAGUACAUCAAGAAGGUCGGCGAUGUGCUGGAGGCCAUUGAGGGCGGGGCCGACAAGGCGAAGAUCGCCAAGUAAAGUGGCAGCAGCGACAGCAGCAGCUGCGGCGGCGGGAGCAGCAGCGGUGCUGGCUGGCGUGCCGGCAAGCCUGGCGCCUGCGGCAGUCAGCACGGUCCACUGGCGUCGCUGUCAGCGGCUAGCGCAGCGGCCACCCAGCGGAGCGCUGUGAGCGACGGGUGGGGUGAAGCGCAUUUGGGGGCAGGGCUUGCGGGCGCAGCAGCCAUGGCGGCCCUGCUACUGGGUGUCGACGCGAGUUGUGUGGAUACCUGCGGGCGUCGGCAGAACUGCCAGGGGGCUGUCGGGCUGGUGGGUGCACGGGGCUCUCGCCUUUCCUGGCCUUGACUCAAUGGCUUAUAAUCCUUGCGUAGAAUUUACCAGCGUGUGGUUAUGUGUGUGAUGCGUUGUUGGCUUGUGUGUGUGCGACGGUGUAGUGCGAGGGAAGCGUGCGCUUGCUGGUGAGUUGCCGAUAUGACACGCGAAUCCCGGCAGCGUAGCUUGCUGCUUUUGCGGCGGAGGACUUCAUUAUGGGGACGAGGUCGGGGCGCGUGUAUAUGCUUUCAUUGUGGGGUGUCGAUAACUUUCUAGGAGUUAGAUCAAAUGCUAAAGCACUGCGGCAGACAUGCAGCGGUUCAAGAACGAGAGUUUACUAGGCAGAUUGACGCACGGCUUGCUGAUGCGUAGAGGAGCAGUACCCCUCCCGGUAGACACCAGUGCGAUGUUGCCCUUCCCUGUGUGGCUUGUAUGAGCCCGUUGGCAUCUGGGUUGCAGCAACAGAUACGGUCGACUGGUGCAAAAGGGAGCGGAUCAACCCAGCAUCAGCGGUUACAGAUGGGCGAAUCCCUGUGUUUCCACCUUGCACAAAACCACAGUGGUGCCCUGGCCGCCCUCACAGUCCAUAAGACCACACACGU
Molecule: messenger RNA, 1791 nt
Organism: Chlamydomonas reinhardtii
Lineage: Eukaryota; Viridiplantae; Chlorophyta; Chlorophyceae; Chlamydomonadales; Chlamydomonadaceae
Exons: 4
Coding region: 371-898 (175 amino acids)
Biological process (GO): mitochondrial electron transport, cytochrome c to oxygen
Cellular component (GO): mitochondrial envelope
Source: RefSeq, a predicted model, not a curated record